GGCCUCACGGCUGCACCGUGCCAAUAGGCAGUAGCGGUCUAAAGGCCGUCUAUCUAUGUGAUGUAUGUGGUUUCGCUCGCUCUACAGCAGUCACACAUGAGUGAGAUUUCCUUUUAGGACCACAAUUUAGCAAUAAAUGCUGGACUACUCCCAUCAAGUGAUGAUUAUGAAAAAACAGUGAGAACAUGAAUGUUCAAGAACCUUGCAGAAUAAAACAUGAAGAUACUGAAGAACAAAGAGACAUGAUGAAAGAGAACAAGGAGAGUGAAGAAAUCAGUGAAGCAGAAGAAAAAAAUGUCAAAACUAAAGAAAGUUGCUCACAAACUGAAAGUAGUUUUGAACUGAAAAAAGAAGCCAAAAAAUCUUUCACUUGCCCUCCUUGUGGAAAGAGUUUUCCAUACAAGAAAAGUCUUAAACUUCACAUUAGGAUUCAUAGCGGAGAGAAGCCUUUCUCAUGUGAUCAAUGCGGGAAGAGUUUCACACUAAAAGGAAACCUUAAGAAACACACGGCAAUCCACACUGGAGUGAAGCCACACACAUGCGAUCAGUGCGGGAAGAGUUUCUCACGAAAAGGAAACCUUAAAGAACACAUGAAGAUCCACACUGGAGAGAAACGCUACACAUGUGAUCAAUGUGGGAAAAACUUUGGUGAAGCAGAUGAACUAAAGGUCCACUUGAACGUUCAUUCAAAAGAGAAGCCUCACGCGUGUCCUUUGUGUGGAAAAAACUUCAGUCGGCUGCUUGCUUUAAAAUUACACCUGAAAAGACACAGCGGUGUGAAGAAUCACAUGUGCUUUGACUGUGGAAAGACCUUUUUUAAAAAUGUUGAAUUGAAAAAGCACCAGAGGAUCCACACUGGAGAAAAACCUUACAAGUGUUCACACUGCGACAAGAGAUUCAGCCAGUUGGGAAACAUGAAAACUCAUGAGAAGACACACACCGGAGAGAAACCGUACGCAUGUGAUCAGUGCGGGAAGAGUUUCACACAUAAAGGAUCCCUUAAUGAUCACAUGAACAUCCACACUGGAGAGAAGCCGUACUCAUGUGAUCAGUGUGGGAUGAGUUUCAAACAUGUCAGUGCUUUUAAAUCACAUCUGUAUUCUCAUUCUGGAGAAAGAAAAUAUUUCUGUGAUCAGUGUGGGAAAAACUUUUUUGGGGCAGAUACCCUGAAGAAGCACCUGAAAGUUCACGCGAAGGAGAAGCCUUACGUGUGUUCUUCGUGUGGAAAGAAUUUUAAAUGGCCGGGCGCUUUUAAAAUACACCAGAAAAUACACACCGGUUUUAAAGCUCAUGCAUGUGUCGAGUGUUUGAGGACGUUUGCUACUCCUAACAAAUUGAAACGACACCAGAGGAUCCACACUGGAGAAAAACCUUACAAGUGUUCACACUGCGACAAGAGAUUCAGCCAGUCACAACAUUUGAAAGCGCACGAGAGGAUCCACACCGGAGAGAAGCCGUAUCACUGCCGUGCAUGUCGGAAGAGUUUCGCUCAAUUAGCUACUCUACUCACCCAUAGUAAAAACAGUUGUCCGAGGUCAAGAACAAUGACAGAGAUCACAGUUACACUAGCAGAAGAUGACAUUGAGGAGUGGAAAGUUCUUCAUGAUGCUGAAAAACAAAGAGACCUGAUGGAAAGUGAAGAACUGAAUGAAGUGGAGGAGAAAAGUCAUGUCAAUACUGGAGAAAAAUCUCUGAGUUGGAAAUAAUUUUUUACUAAAAUGAAGAG
Messenger RNA from Pimephales promelas (fathead minnow), 1726 nucleotides. The record is from RefSeq and is a predicted model, not a curated record. NCBI's taxonomy places the organism in Eukaryota, Metazoa, Chordata, Actinopteri, Cypriniformes, Leuciscidae.